Molecule: messenger RNA, 2561 nt
Organism: Scophthalmus maximus (turbot)
Lineage: Eukaryota; Metazoa; Chordata; Actinopteri; Pleuronectiformes; Scophthalmidae
Gene: slc26a11
Product: solute carrier family 26 member 11
Exons: 15
Coding region: 394-2127 (577 amino acids)
Biological process (GO): transmembrane transport
Cellular component (GO): membrane
Molecular function (GO): secondary active sulfate transmembrane transporter activity
Source: RefSeq, a predicted model, not a curated record
ACGUGACGGAGGUCACGUGAGCCGCGAAAACAGGAACCGCGGUGGAAGUCUUGUUUUACUUAUGAGGGAGAAGAAGGAGAAGAGGACGUUGGUAAAAAGAAAUCAGUGCUGGGGGGAAUAAUAGUGUUUCACUAGAAGACGGACACGGAUCACAGCAUGACUCGGAGGUUAUGGCCCCAGGUCCCUUGGAUUUGCUGUGUAUCCAUAGGGAUAAACACACAGACACACUGACUCGUGCGUGUGCACGGAGCACUUCUUUUCUUUUCGAUCACCGGAGCCAAAACCAAAGUCAGAGAAAACCGAGCAGCACUUGCCAAAAGCCAGCGAGAGACAUCUAAAGCAGAGGCGACAACUUGAUCUCUUUGUGUUUUCACCUCUCACCGUCCCACUACAAUGGACCGACCUCUGCUGAGCCGGGUGACAUCCGGGGGCUGCUGCUCCUACAGCACCCUGAAGGCCUGGCUGCCCAUCCUCUCCUGGCUGCCCAGGUACAAGCUGAAGUGGCUCCAGAUGGACCUGCUCGCGGGGAUCACCGUCGGGCUGACGACUGUACCGCAGGCGCUGGCUUACGCUGAAGUAGCCGGGCUUCCUGUGCAGUACGGACUCUACUCUGCCUUCAUGGGGGGGUUCAUCUACACCCUCCUGGGGACCUCCAAGGAUGUGACGCUGGGUCCCACGGCCAUCAUGUCCCUCCUGUGUUUCUCCGUGGUGGGGGGGCAGCCACAGCGAGCCGUGCUUCUCAGCCUCCUCUGUGGACUCAUCCAGGCUGCGAUGGCCUUACUGAGAUUAGGCUUCCUCUUAGACUUCAUCUCUUUCCCUGUAGUAAAAGGCUUCACUUGUGCUGCUGCAGUAACCAUUGGCUUUGGUCAGGUCAAGAACAUUCUGGGCCUUCAGGGCGUUCCCCACCAGUUCCUCCUGGAGGUUUACUACACAUUCUACAAGAUCCCAGAGGCCAGGACGGGCGAUGUGGUCCUGGGUCUGCUUUGUUUCGGACUGCUGGUCAUGUUGAUGUUCAUGAAGAAUAGUUUGGACUCCGAGGACGCGCCCCCCUGCACCAGACUCUCCAGGAAACUGGUGUGGGCUGUUGCUACCAUGCGUAACGCCCUGGUGGUCGUGGCUGCGUCCCUCGUGGCAUUUUCCUGGGAUGCAUACGGUCAUCACGUGUUCACGAUCACCGGGGAAACCUCCCAGGGACUCCCGCCAUUCAUGCCCCCACCCACCUCAGACACCAUGGCCAACGGCACUGUCGUCUCCUUUGGAGAGAUUGUGGAGGGCUUUGGAGGAGGGCUUGCUUUGAUUCCCUUCAUGGGUCUGUUGGAGAGCAUUGCUAUUGCGAAAGCUUUCGCCAGUCAGAAUGACUACAGGAUCGAUGCCAACCAAGAGCUGCUGGCAAUUGGUGUGACUAACAUCAUGGGCUCCUUUGUGUCAGCCUACCCUGUCACCGGCAGCUUUGGCAGAACUGCGGUAAACUCCCAAACCGGUGUGUGCUCUCCAGCUGGAGGGAUCAUCACCAGUGUGAUUGUGUUGCUUUCCCUGGAGUUUCUCAUGCCGGCGUUCUACUACAUCCCCAAAGCAUCUCUGGCUGCCAUUAUCAUCUGUGCGGUAGCUCCCAUGAUGGAUUUUCACGUCGUGGCUAAGAUGUGGAGGAUACGCAAGCUGGACCUGCUGCCUUUUGUCGUGACGUUCUUGAUGAGCUUCUGGCAGGUGCAGUACGGCAUCAUGGGAGGAGUAGCUGUAUCAGGAGUCCUGCUGCUGUACAACAUAGCAAGACCCCAGAUAAAGGAGUCGGAUCACGGGGCACUAGUGAUGGAGUUGAGCAGUGGACUAAGUUUUCCCGCCACAGAGUAUCUCAGCCACAUGAUACACACCCACGCUCUGAAGGCAUCUCCUCCGCGGUCAGUGGUCCUGGACUGCCAUCAUGUCAGCACCAUGGAUUACACAGUGAUCAGUGAGCUCAGGGACGUGCUGAGACAGUUCAAACUACAAGACGUGCAGCUAAUCUUUUCCAGAUUGCAGCCCUCUGUCCUGGAAGUUCUCCUCGCGGCUGAUCUGGAGGGCCUCAGGUACACACACAGCGUGGAGGCGGCGCUGCUGCUGGUGGAGUCAGGGAACCUCCUCGAUGACUGACACAGAAACUGUCCAAUCACAGUCUGGCGACAAAAUGUUUGAUGCUGGACGGUACACAGUGUGGCAAUACCACUGAUAACAGUUAUGAUAAAAGAGGUCAAACUACCUCCAUUUACUGGCAGUCUAUUGCCCAGUGACCAAGUGACUUUACUCUGGAUAUGAUUGUGCAAUCUCCCAGAUUACAACACUAAAUAAUGAGAGAAAUAAUUUUACUGAAGUGUAUAUUUUUACUACGUGUUUAACUAUCUGUUAUUUUUUAAGAGUUUAUAGUGGAGCUGCCCGAGACCAAAUCUGAAGUUACAGAAUAACAAUUUGAAACUGAUUGAAUUAUAUCACAAACCCAUACCAGCACAUUUAUACAAGGAUUUUAAGCAAAUAAAAAGUUUAUACAUGCAUGUUUGUGUGAAGCUGCACAAUCGUACAUUUGAACAGAA